AUGUUGAAAAAAUGUGAAACCGGAGAGAAGUGUAAUGAUAUUCACAUAUUUGCUACAAAUGCUGAAGUUGAUAAAUAUAAUUUUGAAAGGCUACAUGAAUGUUGCCCAGAGGCAAUCAGUAUAAAUGCUAAAGAUUAUGUCAAAAAUUCAAAAACUGGACGAAUGGAACGUAAAGUUGGAUUUCAUACGAAAGUUUUCAACUCAUCUUUGUCUAAAUGUGUUUCCCUUGGUAUUGGAGCAAGGGUUAUGCUAAAAAAAAAUAUUGAUGUUGCUGACGGUCUGGUCAAUGGAGCGUUUGGUACAGUUGUCUACAUAACUGAAAGUCAAAGCAAUGAUGAUGAUUUUCCAUCAGCUAUACAUGUGGAGUUUGAUGAUCCAAAUGUCGGUAAAAUUCAGAGAUCUAAAAACCGCCAGAGAUUUUCCCAAAAUUCAACAGUAAUUGAAGUACAAGAAGAUCAAGUCACAAAUGAUGGUGGUAUAAGACGUCAGUUUCCUCUCAGAUUGGCAUGGGCAUGCACAGUUCAUAAAGUGCAAGGACUCACAGUAGACAGAGCUGUUGUAUCACUUAAGAAAAUCUUUACAGCAGGGCAAGCAUAUGUUGCAUUGAGCCGAGUAAGAUCUCUUAGUGGAUUAAUAAUUGAGGACUUUAAAGAGUCUGCCAUAUUUUGUAAUGACAAAAUUGAGUUGGCUAUGAAAGAUAUGCCAAAAUUGUCUAUGGAAAAGGACAGUUUCACUGAAUCACUUGAAACCUGGCUAAAUGCUGAUGACAAAGCACAAGAACCACAAAUACCAGAAUUUGACUAUGAGGACACUACAACUAUGAGGACACUACAACUCAUCUAG
This is a messenger RNA of Cyprinus carpio (common carp), 843 nucleotides long. Its product is annotated as ATP-dependent DNA helicase PIF1-like. The record is from RefSeq and is a predicted model, not a curated record. The transcript has 3 exons. Bases 1 to 843 code for a protein of 280 amino acids. NCBI's taxonomy places the organism in Eukaryota, Metazoa, Chordata, Actinopteri, Cypriniformes, Cyprinidae.